Anthostomella pinea is the source of this 1038-nucleotide messenger RNA. The record is from the annotation of a GenBank genome assembly. NCBI's taxonomy places the organism in Eukaryota, Fungi, Ascomycota, Sordariomycetes, Xylariales, Xylariaceae.
AUGUUCUUCUCACCACUCCUCGUCGUCGCCGUCGCCCUGUCCGGUGCCCUCGCGGCACCGACGCCGAACGCGGAUCCCGCCCCCAACGAGAGAGGGGUGAGCGUCAACAAGAAGAGAUCCAACUUCUGGUUCGCCGGUGUGAACGAGUCCGGCGCCGAGUUCGGUACCGGAAGCAUCCCGGGGACCAAGGGGACCGACUAUACAUGGCCUCUUACUUCCAGCGUCGAUACGUUGAUGGGAAAGGGGUUUAACAUUUUCCGGAUUCCCUUCCUCAUGGAGCGAAUGGUGCCUGGCAGUCUGACCAGUGGUGUCAACGCUGCAUACCUUGCCGAUAUGCAGACUCUCGUCAGCCACAUCACCAGCAAGGGUGGUUACGCGGCAAUCUGUGCCCAAAACUUCGGUCGAUACUACGGCAACGUGAUCACCGACACAUCUGGCUUCCAGUCCUUCUGGCAAACCGUAGCAACACAGUUCAAGUCCAACGGGAACGUCAUCUUCGACACCAACAACGAGUACCACGACAUGGACAACACGCUCGUCGGCAAUCUCAACCAAGCAGCCAUCAACGGCAUCCGUGCCGCGGGCGCAACCUCGCAGACCAUCUUCGUCGAGGGCAACUCGUACACCGGAGCCUGGACGUGGGUGUCGUCAGGAACCAGUACCGCCAUGGCCGCGCUUACCGAUCCUAACGACAAUGUCAUCUACGAGAUGCACCAGUACCUCGACAGCGAUGGCUCGGGCACUUCGUCAACCUGUGUCAGCAGCACCAUUGGUUCACAGAGACUGGCCGCUGCUACGGCGUGGCUCCAGUCCAAUGGCAAGAACGGCAUCCUGGGCGAGACUGCUGCUGGCAGCAACAGUGUCUGCAUCAGCGCCCUUCAGGAUAUGCUCAGCUACAUGAAGACUAACAACAGUGUUUGGAGGGGGUGGCUUCUCUGGGGUGGUGGACCAUGGUGGGGUGACUACAUGUUUUCCAUGGAACCAUCUUCAGGAACGCAGUAUGUUGGGGUGAUGCCGUCCGUCCUUCAGUAUAUCUGA